Messenger RNA from Zingiber officinale, 902 nucleotides. RefSeq lists its product as uncharacterized. The record is from RefSeq and is a predicted model, not a curated record. The transcript has 2 exons. Lineage: Eukaryota; Viridiplantae; Streptophyta; Magnoliopsida; Zingiberales; Zingiberaceae. The coding region runs from base 87 to 443 and encodes 118 amino acids.
CUCUCUCUCAAUCGAUCUCUUUCCGUACCAGGUGGUGAGGCGGAUGAACGAGGUGGCGAACUCCGACGAUAGCAAGAUGAGAUCCAAUGGCAUCGCCACCGGCGGCGGCAGCGAGGAAGGCAUUUGCGGGACGAUCGAGUUCGAGCUCGAUCCCGUCGUUGCUGGCUGCUGCGGCGAUACGCUCUGCUCUGUCCUCCGCGAUUUUUUCGCGGGCGUCGUUUCGCCGCCUCCGCUCGCGCUUCUCUCGCGGAUCAAGUCCUCAGUUGCCAAGUCCUUCCCCCGCCUUCAAGACGCUUCGAGAAACUCCGCGAGGGACCUCUGCCUCUGAACCCGCCGCGGCGGCCCCCUGCGCGCUCUCUUUGUCAUCUCGGAUGGAUCAGAUUUUUCUGGAUCGUUUGGCUUGUCACCAAGAAAAGUUUGCACCUCACCUCACGAUCAAUUAGCAAGACAAGUUCCACUGUAUCUACAUAUGCAACUGCUUGGCAAACAGGAUGGGAUGCCACGCCAAAAUCGGCUGGUUGAAAAUGACAAUUGACUACGUGAACAUCCAUUUCACAUGACUCAUUCCUUUUGCAAGCAUGUAAGCACAUAGACACUGAUACUCGUUUUUAGCAUUCAAUGCACACAUCGCACAACCUCCUAAGCUCUGCAUUGUUAGAGAGGAAUAAGUAGAAACGAACAAGGAACCCACUCUUUGGUUUGAAUCAAUCUCUAGCAUUUCUAUUACUAAGUGAUAAUUGUGAAGUUUUAUUGUAAGCACAAUGAAAGCCUUAGGCGAAGUCUUUGAAGAGGCAGUUGAACUAAGUUCCAUCGAGUCCAUAUGUAAAUUUUUUAUCUACAUGUUCUUAAUGCAAGACGAUAAGACAUAGCAACUGGUGCUAAAGCUAUCUCUAAUCUUGUUU